Molecule: messenger RNA, 800 nt
Organism: Phialemonium atrogriseum
Lineage: Eukaryota; Fungi; Ascomycota; Sordariomycetes; Cephalothecales; Cephalothecaceae
Product: small nuclear ribonucleoprotein Sm D2
Exons: 5
Coding region: 156-509 (117 amino acids)
Biological process (GO): spliceosomal snRNP assembly; RNA splicing
Cellular component (GO): U1 snRNP; catalytic step 2 spliceosome; precatalytic spliceosome
Molecular function (GO): RNA binding
Source: RefSeq, a predicted model, not a curated record
AAGAAAACUUCAGCCUUGCCAUUUUCAUUCAACCUCCCCCACUACAACAAUUCGACAUCACCAUUGUCGUUCAAUAUCGCCCACACCAGCCAUUUACAAUCCUACCGUCGCCAUUUUUAUUUAACAUCCACCAGGAGGCAUUGCACAUUUUGACAAUGGCGGACGCAAAGAUUCAGGAGCUUCUUACCAAGCACCGGAACGAGCUCACCGAGUACGAGAUAGCACAGCUAGAGGAGCACGAGUUCAAUGCCGGCCCUCUCUCGAUCCUACAGACCGCCGUACGAAGCCAUAACCAGGUCCUCAUAAGUUUGCGAAAUUCGAGGAAGAUCCUCGCUCGGGUGAAGGCAUUCGACCGGCAUUGCAACAUGAUCUUGGAGAAUGCCAAAGAGAUGUGGACGGAGACCCCGAGACUCGCCAACGGGAAGAAGGGAAAGGCUGUGAACAAGGAUAGGUUUAUCAGCAAGAUGUUCUUGAGAGGAGACUCGGUUGUUCUGGUUCUGCUAAGUUAAUGGGACUCGUCGUGAUGGUGCGGUUUCGGUUUGGCAUUAAAAUACGCUGAUAUGUGGGGCAACGGUCAUUCGAAUAGGGUUAAAUGGGCGUUGAAAUGACGGUGGUUCUAUUUUUCGGUGAACAUGAACACGAUGAAAUACCCCAAAAGGCUGUUCUCUCAUAUCCAACAGUUUUCCACCCUAGAGAUAUUCUACCUUAACCUUGCCUCCCUGGCUAAAGCGAGCCACUCAAGGCAUACAGUACAUGUACGACAGAUCUAUCCUGCCUCAACAACUUAGCCUUUCUCACGA